Molecule: messenger RNA, 3063 nt
Organism: Pipistrellus nathusii (Nathusius's pipistrelle)
Lineage: Eukaryota; Metazoa; Chordata; Mammalia; Chiroptera; Vespertilionidae
Source: the annotation of a GenBank genome assembly
AUGUCUAAUGCAAAAGAAAGAAAGCAUGCUAAGAAGAUGAGAAACCAGCCCACCAAUGUGACUUUGUCCUCCGGCUUUGUGGCUGACAGAGGGGCGAAACACCUCAAUGGAGGCGGGAAGCCUUUCCGAGCUCAAAAGCCAGAUCCUUCUUCCGGAACGUCACGGCAGCAGCCAGCCAGAAUGGCCCACUACUCACCCCCGAGGCCUGAUGCGAAUGAGCAGUCUUCCUCCAAAGUGACGUUUAAAAAGAAGGGAGGAUGGAAGGCGGGUCCCGAGGGCGCGUCUCAGGAGAUUCCCAAGUACAUCACGGCGUCUACCUUCGCUCAGGCCCGAGCUGCGGAGAUCAGCGCCAUGCUGAAGGCGGUGACUCAGAAGUCCUCCAACUCCCUGGUGUUCCAGACUCUGCCGCGGCACAUGCGACGCAGAGCCAUGAGCCACAACGUCAAGCGCCUCCCGCGGCGGCUGCAGGAGAUCGCGCAGAAGGAGGCAGAGAAGGCAGUGCAUCAGAAGAAAGAGCAUUCGAAAAACAAGUGCCACAAAGCUCGCAGAUGUCACAUCAGCCGGGCGCUGGAGUUCAGCCGCAGACAGAGGAAGAACCGGUGGCUGGAGACGCACAUCUGGCACGCCAAACGGUUCCACAUGGUCAAGCGGUGGGGCUACUGCCUCGGGGAGAGGCCGACGGUCAAGAGCCACAGGGCCUGCUAUCGGGCUAUGACAAACCGCUGCCUCCUUCAGGAUUUAUCCUACUACUGUUGUUUGGAGUUGAAGGGCAAAGAGGAAGAAAUACUAAAGGCACUUUCUCCAAUGUGUAGCAUAGACACAGGCUUGACGUUUGCAGCCGUUCACUGCUUGUCUGGAAAGCGCCAGGGGAGCCUCGUGCUGUACCGGGCGCAUCAGUACCCCCGCGGCAUGCUGGGGCCCGUGUCCUUUCUCUGGAAGGCGGAGAGGACCCCCGGGGACGCCCCCGAGAGCAGGCAGCUGUGGAUCUGGCUCCACCCCACCCUGAAACAGGAUAUUUUAGAGGAAAUCAAAGCCGGGUGCCAGUGUACGGAACCGGUCACAUCAGCUACCUGCCUCCCUGAGCCCCUUCCGACACCCGCCCGAGAGAAAAGCGCAAUGCAGCUGCCCGAUGAGAAGACUGGCAAGAAAAGAAAGCGGAAAGACGACGGAGAAGACACCGCACCGAUUAAAAAGUUUGUUGGGGACGGAACCAGAGACGCCCAUCAGCCCCGAUCUUGGAGCUCCCCAGCCACCGGCAUCGUGAUCAGUGACCUGACGAUGGAGAUCAACAGGUUCCGCCUGAUCGGUCCCCUCUCCCACGCCGUCCUCACCGAGGCCCUGCAAGCUGCCGCCGUCCACACCGAGGGAGAGGACACAGAGAACACUCCUCACCGCUGGUGGAUUGAAGCCUGUAAGAAUCCUGAUCGGGUUUCCCUGCACCACAGACAAGAGGCCGUGUUUGACUUGUUGGGAGGAAUAACAUCACCAGCAGAAAUUCCAGCAGGUACUAUUCUGGGACUGACAGUUGGGGAUCCUCGAAUAAAUUUGCCUCAAAAGAGGUCCCAAGUUUUGCCCAAUCCAGAAAAAUGCCAAGAUAAUGAGGAAGUUAGACAGCUGCGCCUGGAGGGUGUGCCCGCGGAGUGCGCGCACAGCUUUAUUUGGAACCACGCUAUCUGUAAGAGUGUCACAGAGAAUAAAAUGUCGGAUCAGGACUUAAACCGGAAGAGAAGUGAGCUGCUGGUGCCCGGGUCACAGCUGGUUUUAGGUGUCCACGAGUCCAAGAUCCCGCUGCUUCUGGUCCACCAGCCGGGAAGGGUGACCGGCGACGGCCGACGUGGCUGGGGAAGCGGCUGGGACGUGCUGCUUCCCAAGGGCUGGGGCAUGGCUUUCUGGAUCCCGCUCAUCUACCGCGGGGCGAGAGUGGGAGGCUUAAAGGAGACCGCGGUGCAUUCCCAGUAUAAAGGCUCGCCUUCCAUCCCGGGGGACUUCCCAGACUGCUCUGCUGGGACUCGCUUUGCCGAAGAGCAAGCCAAGACUCUGCUUGAAAAGUACGCACGACGCCCUCCUGCAAAACGGCCCAACUACGUGAAGCUGGGCACCCUGGCGCCGUUCCGCCCGCCCUGGGAGCAGUUGACGCGAGACUGGGAGUCGAGAGUCCAGGCCCACGCGGAGCUGUCCGGAGCGUCCUCCCCGAGCGGUGGCAGGAGCGACUCCCUCGCAGACCAGGCGCCCCGUGCUCCCACGCCCGGACGAGUUGCCCGGGGCUCUGGCGGAGGGGGCACGGCCCCGCACGGCUCCCGUGAGCCCGAGGGAGCGAUGGACACGGAGUGCCCGGCCCAGGCCGGCACGGAGCGGGAGCCGGGCCAGGACGCCCGCGGCCCACACUUCUGCGUUGUCAGGAGCAGAGCAGCGCUGAAGCAGCUGUCCGCCUGGUGCCGGCCCGGCUGUGGGGACGGACGGCCGGCCCGGCGAGCUCCCGGCAGGGGCCAGCAGGAGCUGACCCCCAAGGCCCGCCGCUCCCUCCUGGCCCGCUUCCCCCGGGCCCUGGUGUGGGUCAGCCUGGCCCUGCCCGGCAAGGGCAGCCCCGAGCCGCACGCCACGAUCUGCGUCCCGGCCGAGGAGGACCUGCUGCAGCUCCGCCGGGACCGGCUGUACCCCGGGCCCCAGGAGCCCAAGCACAGCGACCCGUUCAAGAGCCAGAUCCGCAGGCAGAGGGAGAGGAGGGGCCGGCGGAAGGGCAGGCGCCUCGGGCCCGCUGCCCCGGAGGAGGGCCUGGCCGAGGGGGACCCUGCCGAGGGGGCCCCGGCCCCUGCUCCGACGCUGGGCCUGUGGCCCGGCCCGCUCCCCGACGUGACCGCUCACUGCUCCCGCGUCCUCCUGGGCUUCGUCACCCAGGGCGACUUCUCCAUGGCCGCGGGCGGCGGGGAGGCCCUGGGCUUGGUCAGCCUGACGGGGCUGCUGGCCAUGCUGUCUGGCCAGGCGGUCGCCGAGCGGGGCCUGGUGCUGCUGCGGCCGCCCGCCUCCCCGCAGUACCGGCUGGCCAGGCUCGCCGUGGAGGUGUGA